CAGUUAUCGCGCAUCUCUACGUCGGGGCAGACGAGAGCUUUCAGCGAAAGCUCUCAUAUAUUUCGUGGUAAUUGAACGUAAAAACUUGUGAUAUAAAAGUGAUUUAUGGAUUCUUAUUUUACGUGAAUCAGUAUAGUGAUGUGCUUGUGUGUGAAUCUGUGAUGAAAAAUUAGAAGAGAACAGCACCAUGGAGGGCAGCAUUAGUACGAGUGAGACGGACGAGGAGCGCACACCAAGACAUCCAUCAUCAACAGGAAGCACCACUUCAUCAGGGAAUGGAUUCUAUGCUCAUAAAAAUGGUGAAUGGAGGAGCGAGAGACGAAUGCUGGACAUCACGAGAGACAAACCAGUGAAGGUGUGUGUGAGGGUUGUCGUACCGGUCCGGGAUCAUCCUAAAUUUAAUUUCGUUGGCAAACUGCUGGGACCGAAAGGCAACUCAUUAAAACGUCUGCAGGAGGAUACGAUGUGCAAAAUGGCCGUGCUCGGUCGAGGUUCAAUGAAAGAUAGACAAAAGGAAGAAGAGCUUCGGAUGUCGGGUGAUCCAAAGUUUGCUCAUCUGUCUGAAGAGUUACACGUGGAGAUCAGUGCAUUUGCGACGCCCGCUGAGGCGCAUGCACGUAUUGCCUACGCGCUGGCUGAAUUAAGAAGAUUUUUAGUUCCGGAUUACAACGACGACAUUCGGCAGGAGCAAAUGUUGGAGAUGCAGAUUCUGUCAUCUCAGACUGACCAGCGCAGACUAACGCCAGAUUCGUGUAGGACCAAUAGCGAGGAAACUCUGCAGACACAAGAUCCGGUUCACAAACAAAGAGUGCCAGUAGCAGUGAACCAACAACCUCUGCCCACCACGGUUCCAGUGAACCACUCAACGCCUCGAGACUUCUCGCCACCAGCUCUUACACCUGCGCCUGAACAUUUGCCACACCAUCAGAUACCGAGUGGGCCUCCCAACCACAGCGUGUUGGUCGGCGGAGGCGUUCUACAACAACCAGCACAUGUACUUACACAAAAUACUCUACUCGGUGGAGGUGACAUUCUGGGCUUGAGCAGUCCAGUGCUUGGCGGGAUGCUGCAUGCUCAUCCAGCUCUUCGUGGUGUCAAACCCACAGCACUACAUGCGCUUGCCACGCAAGGUGUGGUGUCAGGUGGGGCGAACACACGUAAGCGUCCCAUGUUGGGCGGCCGCAACGCAAUGUCUCCGACCAAGCGUGCCGUUAUGACGUUACUGGCUCGCGCAAGGGCUGCCACACACAAAAACGCCGCCUGGCCACGCACACAACAACAAUCGAAUCUUCUACCUUUCAUAAGGGACGACCUGAUGGCCAGCGUUGGAGUCAAUAUCAAUUUAACAUAGUAUAAUUCUAGUCAAAAUUAAAUAAAUUACCCUAGUUUUAUUGUAACUGUAUAUAUACUUUCUACCAAAAAGCUUAAAUAACCGACCUAUAGAGCUCUACAAAGCGGAGGUCCAGCCACACAUGGAGUAUUGCUGUCAUCUCUGGUCUAGCGCACCCCAGUGUCAGCUUGAUCCGUUUGACCGCGUGCAACGCAGAGCAAGCAGCUUGAAUUGUCGGGGACCCAGUGAUCUGUGAAAGGCUGGAUCACUUGGUGUUACGUAGAUACGGCGCUUCAUUGCGUGUCUUCUACCGCAUUUCCACGGGGAGUGUUCCGAAGAGCUGUUUCACCCAAUUCCUGACGCCGAAUUCCACCUUCGCAUGACACGCCAUAUAUUAGAAUAUCAUCCCCACCAUCUGGAUGUGUGCCGGUCCUCCACAAUGCGGUUUUCAAGGAGCUUUCUUCCACCUACUACAAAGCUGUGGAAUGAGCUUCCUUGUGCGGUGUUUCCGUAAACGCGCGUAAACCUUCCUUAAAGGUCGGCAACGCUCCUGUGAUUCCUCUGUUGUUGCAAGAGAAUGUGUGUGGCAAUGAUCACUUAACACCAGGUGUACAGUGUAGGUGUUUACCCCCUACACUCGUUUGUCCUCCUUUUCCAUAAAAAAAAGUUUUAUUUCUUUAAUGAGAAAAUCGAUGGUUUGUCGAAUUUUCUGUUACGACCUCCCGAAUUAAUUUUAGAUAAAUUAGAACUGAACUAUUUCACUUGCACGUAAAUAGUGUUACUAGCAUGAAAACGUUUGGAAGACUUCAGAACACUGAAUAUAAUUAAAUAUUUUUGGUAGUAUUUCGAUUAAAGUUUACUUAAUGAAUCCUUUAUUAAUAUCUAUCUAUCAUGUAAAAUUCUGAAGCGGUUCAUAUAAAGCAAUUUGACCGUCAAUGAAUUCUUAACAUUUCUUCUCGUUUAGCAACUUCAUGAAGCAAUCAUUGCAUGAUUAGUAUCAUUAGUAUUCUUGUGUACCAAUUUUGAACUACAACGGCUUAAUUCAAUUUGCCUCAAACGGCUUAGUAUUUGCGUACUGUCAACGAUCUAUUCAAAUAGCAUUGGCCAGUUCGAGGCAAACACACCGCUGCAAACACUUUGACUCAUGUGGCCAGCCACUGCCAAUCCAUACAAUAUGUAGGUAUAUUAUUCACCAGUUUUAAUGAAUAUUUGAACGUUUAUAGAGCGAUAAUUAACCAUAACGACACAAAACAAAAACAUGCUCUCUAUAAUGUUUAUUUAAGCUCUUUGGUAAAUUAUAUUAGAUUAAGUAGUAAUAUUAAAUAUUGUUUAAGUGGCGACUUUGCCUCUUGCUCACAAAAUAUUGCCAUAAUUCUCACGUGUAAUACUUACAUUAAUAAUUAUCUGUGUUUCUAAUAAUUUAGGAAAUUAGAAAAGUAAUUUUUUUCUUGUAGAAUUGACACUACUAAAUCUUUAACACGUGCUUAUAAAACAAUAAGGUUAAAUAAUAGUAGAAUAUAUUUUUUAAUAUAAUUUAUUACUUUAGAAUUAUGUCUAUGCCUACUUUUUUGAUGUUAUUUUUAUAUUGAGCGAGAUGCUAACUUAAUUUAACAAUUAAAGUGGAAUAAUUUCUGACAAAUUCAAAUAAUUGAAAAUCAACGCCAUUGUCAAGAGCAAAUUGCAUACAAAAAUCCGCUCCGUUUAUUUGGUUUUUUCUAUGAACUAUGACGUCACUGUUCGUGAGGACCAAGCGCGCCAAAGCAGGCGUUUAAAGUAAAGGUACACGUCGAUUAGGUAGUCACUAUUUUAAAAAAUAUUUUUUACUUUUUGGCCUUUAAUAAUACUAAUAUAGCGAUGCAUUGUAUUUAUAUCUAUCGGAUAAUAAUAUGCAUAUUCACUAUUGUCAUCAUUGUAUCUGGUGGACUAUCAUAGUACUUACAUGAAUGAUUGACCGGGGUCAUAUCGCAUAAACUACGUCUUUUGUGAUUUUGUUAUGCGUUAAGAAUUUCAUUAUUUAUUAUAAUGUCACAAUUGUGACAAAUAAUACCGCUAAAAAAGGUGAUAUUAAUACUUACUUAUCCUUCAUAACUUUUAUUUCAAAUUGUAUUACAUUGAAGAGCUUUUAUGUAAGUUACGUUGUGAAUAAGUAUUCUCAAAAGAAAUUUAAGAACUUUCGUUAGAUCUUGAGGCCUAAUUAUAAAAUCUAUGGACCAUAUCGAUGUUAAAGCAUUUAUGUUCUCAUUAAAUUAAAUAAAUAUUGUUAGUAUAAUAUCACGAUUAAUUAAAAAAAAAUUGAAAAUUUUGCUGAACUUCUUUGAUGUUCUAAAUAAAUAAAAUUAAUUUUAAUAUUAUUAUAGACGUGUGAAGCGCAUAGAAAUUGAAGUAAGAAGGUAAUAGAAAUAUUAAUAUGUUUUAUUGUUAGUUAUCAGGUACAUACAAUACAUUGCUGCGUUCGCUUUCAACGCUACGGAUGUUUAGGAACUUAUGCAGCAUUGGUGUGGAAAAUGACGGCAAUACAAAUAAAUUAGGGUUCUCAUAGUGAGAGACUUAAGUGACUAUGAAAUAUAGUAUUUUGAUUGGUAUAGUCGUAGGUUAUAGAAGAGUUUUCGCAAUGUUUAAGUUUGCCACUCCGAUUAAUACUAUAUCAAUACUUACUGCAACAUACCAUUGUUGCAUGUCCCCUGUCAGGCGACAUGUUUAACGCAGCUAUUUCAUUUCUUGUCAAUAACAUUCUAUACAUAUAGACAAAUCACGUGGUAUAAAAAAAUCGGUGUGGUGGUGGUCUUCUGGUGUUCGUCUCGGGACCCCCAACAGAAGUAUAAAUAACUUAAACUAAUCUAAGUUGAAUUAUGUAAUAUUAAAAAUCGUUCAACUUGAGAAAAUCUUGGGUUUUUUUAAAUUUUAUGUAUAUUAAUAAUAUGAUAAUGUACGAAAAGGUUAUUAGUAAAAUCUUUUAUUUAUUAUAAAAUAUAUUUUAUUAUUGGAUACAAUUAUUUUUGAAUUUUGUGUACAAUAUAAGUAUCAUUAUUUAAUCAUAUAAAAGUAACAAUUGGUUAUAGUGGGAGAAGAGAAGCCUGCCUAACGCUGCUGAAUGCGUGAGAGAAAGGGAAGCUAGACAGACUGACGCCGUAACGCGUUACGUUACGAAGCGGUUUACCCUCCCAUGAGAAGUUAUCACUUCAAGAAAGCCGAAAUAUGGAAAACGCCACAUAUUACACCAUAAUAAGACUUGACUUCUUUAACUAUAACAUUGCCGCAUUUACUCCAGUUGCUAAAAUCAUACCUGGUCAAUAAGCAGCAAUGUAACAUUCAGUUCAGGAAGUAGUGUAGUAGUAGUAAUGUGAAAACAUUAAUGUGUUUCGGUCUGAAGGGCGCCGUAGCUAUUAAAAUUAAUGGGCAUAUGAGACUUGACAACUUAUGUCUCAAGGUGAUGAGAAUAUUUGUGUUUUUCAAGAAUCCUUGAGUGGCACUGCAUUGUAAAGGGCAAGGCCUAUCAAUUACCAUCAGCUGAACUUCCUGCUCGUCUCGUCCCUUAUUUUCAUUUAAAAAAAAGGUUUGUACGUACCUAUGUUGAAUUUAAAACCCAACUCGGACAGUGACAGUUGACAGUUUGUAAGCUGUCUUAAAGUACACUUUUGCCGUUCCGCUACCAGAUUGCGAAUAAUAUGUCCUUAAUCAUAUGUAUUAUUUCUUCUAGUACAUUCUUAUUAAUAUUUCUAUGUGUAUAGUGGUACUUUAAAAGUGAAAUUAAGAUUUCCACAUAUAAAUUCUUCAAUAUUUCAACGACAAAAAAAAACUGUUAUGUAAUGUACCAUUUAUUAAACCAACUUGACAUGUAACGUUUCAAAAUAUUAAAAUUUUAUUAAAAUCAUAGUAGUUAGUUUAAUCUAUGUUUAACUAUUUAAUUAUGAAUGCAGACAAAGUCGCAUAUAGAUAUAAAAUUGUAAAGUAUUGAACUUAUACAUAAUUAUAGUACCAACUUAUAAAUAAUAAAGUUUUAGUAUUGUUUUAA
This is a messenger RNA of Leptidea sinapis, 5342 nucleotides long. RefSeq names its product KH domain-containing, RNA-binding, signal transduction-associated protein 2-like. Gene Ontology annotation, cellular component: nucleus. Lineage: Eukaryota; Metazoa; Arthropoda; Insecta; Lepidoptera; Pieridae. Gene Ontology annotation, biological process: regulation of alternative mRNA splicing, via spliceosome. The transcript has 11 exons. The coding region runs from base 188 to 1351 and encodes 387 amino acids. Gene Ontology annotation, molecular function: mRNA binding. The record is from RefSeq and is a predicted model, not a curated record.